AUGCUCGCCGCAGAACAGUGUCCUAGCUACGAUAGCGAGUCGUCCACGCCCGCUUGGUGGGGUUGCAUCGGACUUGUGCAUGAUCCGAACGGUGGCGGAUCGCAGAUUUCCGCGGGAGGUGUGUGUGUGCUCUCGACGAUCGGGACGCUGUCGAGAUACGGCGGGCGGCGUAUCAGAUGUCGCAGGACCACUCCGAACGGUCGGCCACAGGACAGCAGCUGGCAAGCUCACGGUCCAGACAGCAUCACAACGGCCAUGUCGUCCGACGAGAAGAAGGUGGCCGUGACGGCAGCGUCUGCGGUGGCCGGAGAGACGACCAUCCUGGCCAACGGGAACGUGAUGGAGGACGGCCUCCAGCGCGGCCUCAAGGACCGCCAUCUCAUCAUGAUCAGCUUUGGCGGCGUCGUCGGCGCCUCCAUCUGGUAUGGCACCGGCUAUGCGGUCGCGUACAGCGGUCCGGUCGGUGCGCUCCUCUGCUUCUUCGUCAUCGGCCUGGACGUCUAUUUUGUGAUGCAGUGUCUCGGCGAGAUGGCCACCGUCUUCCCCAUCCAGGGCGCCUUCACCGCGAUGGCCGGCCGCUGGCUGGACCCGGCCCUGGCCUUUGCCCUCGGCUGGAACUAUUACUACCUCUGGCUGACCAACAUCGCGGCCGACUUCAACGCGAGUGCCAUCCUGAUGAGCUACUGGGUCCCGCCGACGCGCGUGCCGACGUACGCCUGGGUGCUCGUCUGGUGGGCCGCCUACCAGGCCACGUCGCUGCUGGGUGUCGUCGUCUUUGGCGAGAUGGAGUUCUGGCUGGCCUGCUGGAAGGUCCUCUGCAUCCUGGGCGGCUACCUGGUCGCUGUCCUGCUCAACACCGGUGCCAUUGGCGGUCGCUACACCGGCUUCGCGUACUGGCGUGAUCCCGGUCCCGUGGCCCACGGCAUCAACGGCUUCGGCCAGUGUUUCCUGCUGGCGGCCGUCUACUACUGCGGCACCGAGAUGCUCGCCGUCACGGCCGCCGAAAGCCAGAACCCCGGCCGCGACCUGCCGCGUGCCAUCCGGCAGACGUUCUGGCGCUGCGCUUUCAUCUUCCAAGGCCUCGUCUUCUUCGCCGGGUUGCUCGUCCCGUCCGACAGCCCGGAACUGCUGACGGCCUCGAGCAAGUCGGGCAAAUCGCCCUGGACCAUCGCGUUUGAGCGAGCCGGCGCACCGCAGCUCGGCCACGUCGUCAACGUCGUCAUGCUCACCGCCCAAUUCUCCUCCAUGAACUCGGCCCUCUAUGUGGCCUCGCGCAGCCUCGCCGCCCUCGCUGCCGCCGGUCGCGCCCCUCGCUUCUUCGCCCGCACCAACCGCAGCGGCACGCCUGUCUAUGCUCUCGUCUUCUCCAAUGCCGUCGGCCUCGUCGCUAUCCUCAACUACCGCACCGGCCCCGCCCUCAUCUUCAGCUACCUCACCUCCAUCAGCGGCUCGGCUACCUACAUUGCCUGGGCCUUCAUCGGCAUCGUCCCCCUGAUGGAGGCCGACUUGGCCACCGGUCGUCGCAUGCCUGAUCCUGUCGAGCAGGACGCCUCGGGCGGAGCUGAGGACAAGCCCGUGCCGUGGUAUAUCAAGGCCAAGCGCUCCGUCUUUGCCUGA
Grosmannia clavigera kw1407 is the source of this 1617-nucleotide messenger RNA. Its product is annotated as agp3-like amino acid permease. Gene Ontology annotation, molecular function: amino acid transmembrane transporter activity. Gene Ontology annotation, biological process: amino acid transmembrane transport. Bases 1 to 1617 code for a protein of 538 amino acids. The transcript is spliced from 4 exons. NCBI's taxonomy places the organism in Eukaryota, Fungi, Ascomycota, Sordariomycetes, Ophiostomatales, Ophiostomataceae. The record is from RefSeq and is a predicted model, not a curated record. Gene Ontology annotation, cellular component: membrane.